This is a messenger RNA of Polistes dominula (European paper wasp), 3048 nucleotides long. RefSeq names its product E3 ubiquitin-protein ligase SIAH1. Gene Ontology annotation, biological process: proteasome-mediated ubiquitin-dependent protein catabolic process; multicellular organism development. NCBI's taxonomy places the organism in Eukaryota, Metazoa, Arthropoda, Insecta, Hymenoptera, Vespidae. Gene Ontology annotation, molecular function: ubiquitin protein ligase activity; zinc ion binding; ubiquitin conjugating enzyme binding. The record is from RefSeq and is a predicted model, not a curated record. Gene Ontology annotation, cellular component: cytoplasm.
CACGUUUAUUUUCUAUUUGCCAAUAGCGUUACAUGUGGAAUUUUCCGCUAAAGUCAUCAUACAUGUUCAUUGCACCGUGUCUCUUGUUUAUGUGUUGGACGGACGACAACUGACUUUUGCCUACAUAUUAUUACGACACUUUUGCAUUUGUUCCCUCUUUCGUUUAUAUGUGUAUGUAUUAUUUGUGUGUGUGUGUGUGUAUGCGUAACUUUACUCUUGUGUUACGAAUAAUCAGCCGUAAAUGGAAUUGGCUCGUCACAUGAGAAACAUUAUACGUUGAAAAAUACUCUCACUUAACAUAGUGAGAAUUUGAUGGUUAUACCGGUGACAAUGAAUUUAUUGAACACGAAUAAAAUUAACGCAGGUUCCAGAUAUGGAGUUGAUAAAUGCCAGGAGAUUGUAUCAAAUCUGAACGAAGACAUUGAUAUUGAAAAACUAUUGUAUUUGUGUUAUCAAACUGUUUACCUUGGUACUUAACCUAGGAGAAAAAGAAGAUGUCACAAUUAAAUAUAAGUACAGGAAAAAAAGGAAGGGGUGUUGCCAGUACCUCAGCUUCAUCCGUAUCAGCUUUAACCAGUUCAACUGAUUUAGCUAGCCUAUUCGAAUGUCCUGUUUGUUUCGAUUAUGUACUACCACCUAUCUUGCAGUGUCAAAGUGGACAUCUCGUUUGUAGUAAUUGUCGACCAAAACUUACCUGUUGCCCUACUUGUAGAGGCCCAUUAGGUAAUAUUCGCAAUCUGGCUAUGGAAAAGGUAGCAAGUAAUGUAAUGUUUCCUUGCAAAUACUCUAUUAGCGGAUGCACGGUAUCUUUGAUGCAUACCGAAAAACCAGAUCACGAGGAUGUGUGCGAAUUCCGUCCAUAUAGUUGUCCUUGCCCUGGUGCAUCUUGUAAAUGGCAAGGAUCUCUCGAACAAGUUAUGCCGCAUCUUGUUACGAGUCAUAAAAGCAUUACUACACUUCAAGGAGAAGACAUAGUUUUUCUGGCAACUGAUAUAAAUCUUCCGGGAGCUGUGGAUUGGGUAAUGAUGCAAUCAUGUUACGGUCAUCAUUUCAUGUUGGUACUGGAAAAGCAGGAAAAAUAUGACGGUCAUCAACAAUUUUUUGCAAUUGUUCAAUUGAUUGGUUCGAGAAAGCAAGCAGAAAACUUUGCUUACAGGCUAGAAUUAAAUGGACAUAAAAGACGCCUUACGUGGGAAGCAAUGCCGCGUUCUAUACAUGAAGGGGUCUCGUCUGCUAUUUUAAAUUCCGACUGCCUUGUAUUUGAUACGUCUGUUGCUAAUUUUUUUGCGGAUAAUGGAAACCUAGGAAUUAAUGUUACAAUUUCUAUGGCAUGAGGAAAGCCGGAAAAAACAGUUUAGAAUCAUUCAGACAUAUCGUGGUCUUCGAAUUGAACUCCUAAACUGACGCGAAAGAUUGCCUGUUAUGCAUACAUAAUUUCUUUCAUGUUACCACAGAUGAAUAUUAGCAAUAUGGAUGUUAGAAAAUAUUGGAAAUGGAUUGACAAAGUGCAACAUUUACACACUUGGUUACAGAACAUCCGUGUAGGAGCUUUAAAGUAUACUUGUAUGUGAUAUUAAUAAUACAUGUGAAUAGAAGAUAAACAGCUAUUUGGUUAAAGCAGCUAAAAAAGCCAAUUUAUAGAAAGUACCUGACAGUCAUAACACGAUGCUUUCUUUUAGUCAUCUCUUAUCAAUUUUUUAUUUAUAAUAUUCCUUAGCGAAUUUUAUAUUAAUUUAAAUGUUAAGAGAGUACAUCACAAAUAUCAUCAACACAUCACAUUUAAUACGAUUUACCUAACAGACUCGUCUAUAUCUUAAUAUCUAAUCUAUUUAAACAUUUUCAUUUCUCUCUCUCUCUUUUUCUUUCUUUCUCUAUUUUUGUUUAGAUGUAUCAUGCACUACUAAUGAAAAGUGACGGUCAAUUCUACCGACAUAAUUAAUAUCUUUGAAUUUUGACAGGUAUAUUUGACUUUGAAUUAAUUUUAUUUUACAAAUUUUCAAAUCUUUCUUCAUAUAAACAUUAUCUUGUAUUAUUUUACGCAAUUGUAUACAGAUAUUUAGAUUUUAAUGUAUAAAACACAUAUACAAAAGUACAGCCACACAGGUAUUAUUUUAUACGCUGUAAGUUAAUUAUUAAAUUGUAAAUUACACAAUAUUUUCAAACAUGUGCGUAUUGCCCAUGAUAUCAAGCAAGAUAAAUUCACUAAGAAUGGUGAUAUCUUAUAAACCUAUUAACUAUAUUGUUUGCAGUUUGGAAGAGUGAAAUGUCAUCAUUUUAUAUGCAGACAUUUUCCGUGAAAUAGCUUGAGAAUAAAUUCUGUGGUCAUGAAGUGAACCUAGUACUGCAUACAAAACACGUGCUUGUUACACGUAUAUGUAUAUAUAUACAUACUUAUAUAAAAUAUACAUGCAUAUAUGUGUAUGUAUGUCUUAUAUAUUACUUAUCAUGAGUCACGUAGCGACACGAUUGCAAAUUCUUGUUUUUCUAUCCGUCAUACAAUCCGAACCCUUAAGGUGAUGGCAAGAAGCUAAACAUUAUAAUACCGUGUAUCAAUUAAACUAUUCUGUAAAAGAUAGUUUAUUUCUUGAUACAUAAUAAAACUAAAUAAACUAAAGAAAAAAUUGUAAAAUCAUAGUCAAAGUAAGAAUAAGUUUGGAAAGAUCAAGGAUACAUUUUUCAUCGUAUUAGUUUUUAUAAUUAAUUAGAAUAUUAUAACUAAUAUUUAUUCUUUCUCAUUUUCUUUCUUAUUAUUAUAUUAUAUCAUAUUGUAGCGUGGUAUUUUUGUUUUCUUUUUAAUUAUAUCAAAUUUAUAAGAAUCGCAUAAACCUUUCGAUUCAUACUUUAGUACGAUUAAAUUAAUGAUUUACUUGAAUCGGACAUCACGUUCAUAAGUAAUUAGUUUUAAUUAGUUUGAAAGAAUGUAAAUUAAGAUAGGUUUAGAUUUAAAGCGAUAGAGAUCUUUUCGUUUAUAGAGAUAAUCCAGACUGAAAUAUGACUACAAUUGUGAAUAUUAGGCUAAGUAAAAUAUAUUCAACAAUUCUAUAUUAA